Molecule: messenger RNA, 423 nt
Organism: Momordica charantia (bitter melon)
Lineage: Eukaryota; Viridiplantae; Streptophyta; Magnoliopsida; Cucurbitales; Cucurbitaceae
Source: RefSeq, a predicted model, not a curated record
AUGGUUUUCAACAGGGUGUUCUUCUUCUUCUACAACUUCAUCGGCUUCCGAGGAAGGCCGAAACUCAAGCAAAAAACUCUGCUUCCUCACGGUGGCGAUUCAACUCUCCGGCAGAUGGUGGAGGAUGAGUCCCGGAUACCUGAUUGUGUCACUCUUUCAAGCUCGGGGAAGGCGUUGGAGGGGGAGAUGUGCUGCUGCGUGUGCUUGUCGAGUAUAGAAGAAGGGAUUGAAACGAGUGUUCUUCCUUGCUUGCACGAGUUUCACAAGGUAUGUGUCGAUCGGUGGUUUGAAGAGCGUCGGAGAACUUGUCCGAUAUGCCGGUACUCAAUGGAAGGAGCAGGGCAGGGUAAUGAAAAUGGGACUCAGAUUCUCACAGAUGAGAUGGUGAUAUGGUUUUCUUCUUUUCACACCUCUGGUUUCUAA